Messenger RNA from Mesitornis unicolor (brown roatelo), 1829 nucleotides. It is a transcript of the gene ASPSCR1, whose product is annotated as alveolar soft part sarcoma chromosome region, candidate 1. The transcript has 16 exons. The annotation marks the transcript as partial. The record is from RefSeq and is a predicted model, not a curated record. NCBI's taxonomy places the organism in Eukaryota, Metazoa, Chordata, Aves, Mesitornithiformes, Mesitornithidae. Gene Ontology annotation, molecular function: protein binding.
CAGAGGAGCGUGUUGGAUCUCUCUUUGCAGUGGAGGUUUGCCAGGCUGCCCAACAAUGCCAAGCUGGAGAUGGUGCCGGUCUCUCACAGAGUGGAAGCUGCAAACACGGUUCGGAUCGCGUUGCAGUUGGACGAUGGCUCCCGUUUACAAGGCACCUUUCUCUGUCAGCAGACUUUGUGGGAACUGCUCAACCAUUUUGCAAAGAUGAGGGAGCUGAUGGAGCAGCGCGGUGACUUCUCCCCGGUCUGCAUUUACAUGCGAGAUGAGAUUCAGGGAAAAGAGGCGCUGGAGAAGACGACGCUGAAGUCGCUGGGCCUGACCGGAGGCAGUGCCAUCAUCAGAGUUGUCUUGAAGAAAUGCAGCCCAUCCUGUCAGGAGGAAGCUGCGGGUGCCACGGGGCAGCGCAGUGAGCUGACGGUGAGCCCAGGCUCUGCUGGAGGAGCAGCGGACGUGCCCCUACCUCAAGCAAAUGCAUCCCCAGAGGACUCAGCCCAGGGGGACGUGGCCGUGUCUGUAAACAGCCCCAUCGACGCGCAGGAUGCGGGCACAGAACCUGGUGCCAGCGUGGAGGAGCUGCAGCCUUCCCCAGAGCCCGGGGCCGCCCCCUUGGUCCCCUUCUCUGGAGAUGGACAGCGUCUGGGGGGCUCCUCCGUGGCCGCGCCGGCUCUGGGGCCAGAUCUGCCAUCUGCAAAGCUGCCAACGGCCUCCAGCCCUGGAGGCCCCUCUAAGCCAAAGAAGUCCAAGAACAGCCAAGAGGUGCACAAGGAGCAGGAGCAGGUUGUCGAGCGGGAGCCGCUCGUCUGUCACCUGGACCUCCUGGAGCCGCCUGCUGCUGCCCCCGAGGAGCUUCCCGAGGAGUUCUUCGAGGUGACGGUGGACGACGUGCGGAAGCGCCUGGCGCAGCUGCAGAGCGAGAGGAAACGCCUGGAGGAAGCUCCGCUGCUGACCCAGUCCCUGCGGGAGGCGCAGCUGAAGGAGAAGCUGCAGCGUUACCCAAAGGUGGUGCUGAGGGUCCAUUUUCCAGACCGGCACGUCCUGCAGGGGUUCUUCCGUCCCAGUGAAACCGUUGGCGUUCUGAGAGACUUUGUACGAGGCCACCUUGCAGAUGCGGAGCUGCCCUUUUACUUGUUUAUUGCACCUCCCAGAACCAUCUUGAACGAUGAAGGUUUGACCCUCUUUGAGCUGCGUAACGUGGUGAUCCCCGGGGUUCUGCUCAGCAGGACGGGGGGAUCCAGGUGCUGGGGGCGCAGGCUCCUUGCCAGGAGGGCUCCUGUGCGCAGCCGCAUCGCUGGCCCCUGUGGCGGCCCUGGUCCGUCCCUGGCGCCGCUGCCGGUGCUUGCUACGUGUGGUGGUUUCCAGUCGCGACGUUUGCUGUGGAUUCCCUGGAACACAAAGUAUGUUCAGGUGGUGCUCCUGGGGGUGGACUCCUUGGGAAAUCACUACUUGGUGCAGAACCUGGUCAGUUUUGGGGCCAAGCACCUCCCGCUGGCAGUGGCUUUCCGAGGCCGACGCGUGUGCUGUGGGGCCCGCGAGGCGCAGAGCCUCGGUGUUAGCACCGAGGAGGAGCUGUGGCUGUUGGAGAGGUCCCUGCCCGCGCUGGGCCAGCCCUGGCUGCGGAGCUCCCGUCGUCUCUGGCGGCGGCAGACCACACCGUGCUCUGCAGCCUCGCUGGAGGAGCUUUUGAUCCACCGGCUUUCCGGUCGAAUUUUCCAGGAGCCGGUUUAUGUGUUUGGGCUGCUGCCGUCGGCCGAAAGCAUCGCCCUGUCGGUCCAGGCCUUGGAUGGGGCUCGGGAGACCUACACCCCUGUUCUCAUUGCUGCUGCUGUCCU